This is a messenger RNA of Neofelis nebulosa (Clouded leopard), 6055 nucleotides long. RefSeq names its product ATPase plasma membrane Ca2+ transporting 3 (gene ATP2B3). Gene Ontology annotation, cellular component: membrane; intracellular membrane-bounded organelle. The record is from RefSeq and is a predicted model, not a curated record. Gene Ontology annotation, biological process: calcium ion transmembrane transport; regulation of cytosolic calcium ion concentration. The coding region runs from base 260 to 4036 and encodes 1258 amino acids. NCBI's taxonomy places the organism in Eukaryota, Metazoa, Chordata, Mammalia, Carnivora, Felidae. The transcript has 22 exons. Gene Ontology annotation, molecular function: ATP binding; ATP hydrolysis activity; PDZ domain binding.
CCCUGUGCCCGGGCCUUUCCGUCCUUGGAGCGGAUCGUUGCCCGCCGGGCGUCCGCCUGCAGCGACAGCAGCCGCUGGAGCCGAGGCCGCGGCGUCGGCCGUGCCCAGGACCUGGUGUCCGUGCUCGGCCACUUCCCCGCUGCAGCUCCCUCCACUACACCUCACCCAGGCACUGGGACCUCGGGUGGCUGCCUGCCCCUAGCUGAGGCCGCACCUGUGAAGAGGUCGGGCACCCUGUCCUCCCGGCACGACAGGCGGGAUGGGCGACAUGGCCAACAGUUCCAUCGAGUUUCACCCCAAGCCCCAGCAGCAGCGGGAGGCCCCCCAUGCGGGCGGCUUUGGGUGCACACUGGCUGAGUUGCGUUCCCUCAUGGAGCUCCGAGGGGCUGAGGCGCUGCAGAAGGUCCAGGAAGCCUACGGGGACGUCAGUGGGCUUUGCAGGAGGCUGAAGACCUCGCCCACAGAGGGCCUGGCCAACAAUGCCAAUGACUUGGAGAAACGCAGGCAGAUCUAUGGGCAGAACUUCAUCCCUCCCAAGCAGCCCAAGACCUUCCUGCAACUGGUGUGGGAGGCCCUGCAGGAUGUGACGCUAAUCAUCCUGGAGGUAGCUGCCAUCGUCUCCCUGGGCCUUUCAUUCUAUGCACCGCCCGGAGAGGAGAGCGAAGCAUGCGGGAACGUGUCAGCUGGGGCAGAAGACGAAGGGGAGGCCGAGGCAGGCUGGAUCGAGGGAGCCGCCAUCCUGUUGUCGGUCACCUGCGUGGUGCUGGUCACGGCCUUCAAUGACUGGAGCAAGGAGAGGCAGUUCCGGGGCCUGCAGAGCCGCAUCGAACAGGAACAGAGGUUCUCCGUCAUCCGGGACGGCCAGCUGCUGCAGGUUCCAGUGGCCGCACUGGUGGUGGGCGACAUCGCACAGGUCAAGUACGGAGACCUGCUACCUGCUGAUGGCGUGCUCAUCCAAGGCAAUGACCUCAAGAUUGAUGAGAGCUCCCUGACAGGCGAGUCGGACCACGUGCGCAAAUCAGCUGACAAAGACCCCAUGCUGCUCUCAGGUACCCAUGUCAUGGAAGGUUCUGGAAGAAUGGUGGUGACUGCUGUUGGUGUCAACUCCCAGACAGGAAUCAUCUUUACCUUGCUUGGAGCUGGUGGGGAGGAAGAGGAGAAGAAGGAUAAGAAAGGCAAGCAGCAGGAUGGGGCGAUGGAGAGUAGCCAGACCAAAGCCAAGAAGCAGGACGGGGCAGUUGCCAUGGAAAUGCAGCCCCUGAAGAGUGCGGAGGGUGGGGAGACUGAGGAACGGGAGAAGAAGAAAGCCAGCGUGCCCAAGAAGGAGAAGUCGGUCCUGCAGGGCAAGCUCACCAAACUGGCCGUGCAGAUCGGGAAAGCAGGGCUGGUGAUGUCUGCCAUCACCGUCAUCAUCCUGGUCCUCUACUUUGUGAUUGAGACCUUCGUCGUGGACGGCCGGGUGUGGCUGGCGGAGUGCACGCCCGUCUACGUGCAGUACUUUGUGAAGUUCUUCAUCAUCGGUGUCACUGUACUGGUUGUGGCCGUCCCGGAGGGCCUGCCUCUUGCUGUCACCAUCUCCUUAGCCUACUCUGUCAAGAAAAUGAUGAGGGACAACAACCUGGUCCGCCACCUGGAUGCCUGCGAGACCAUGGGCAAUGCCACAGCCAUCUGCUCAGACAAGACGGGCACGCUCACCACCAACCGUAUGACCGUGGUCCAGUCCUACCUCGGGGACACCCACUACAAAGAGGUUCCGGCCCCCAGCACCCUGACCCCCAAGAUCCUCGACCUCCUGGUCCACGCCAUCUCCAUCAACAGUGCCUACACCACCAAAAUACUACCUCCAGAGAAGGAAGGCGCUCUCCCACGCCAAGUGGGAAACAAGACGGAGUGUGCUCUGCUGGGCUUUGUCCUGGACCUGAAGCGGGACUUCCAGCCUGUGCGGGAGCAGAUUCCAGAAGAUAAGCUUUACAAAGUGUACACCUUCAACUCGGUCCGCAAGUCCAUGAGCACAGUCAUCCGCAUGCCUGACGGCGGCUUCCGCCUCUUCAGCAAGGGCGCCUCGGAGAUCCUGCUGAAAAAGUGCACCAACAUCUUAAACAGCAACGGGGAGCCGCGCGGCUUCCGCCCUCGGGACCGGGACGACAUGGUGAAGAAGAUCAUUGAGCCCAUGGCUUGCGAUGGCCUCCGCACCAUAUGUAUUGCCUACCGGGACUUUCCCGCAGCUCAGGAGCCCGACUGGGACAAUGAGAACGAGGUCGUGGGCGACCUCACCUGCAUAGCCGUCGUGGGCAUCGAGGACCCCGUGCGGCCCGAGGUUCCUGAAGCUAUCCGCAAAUGCCAGCGUGCCGGCAUCACAGUCCGCAUGGUGACCGGGGACAACAUCAACACGGCCCGGGCCAUCGCGGCCAAGUGUGGCAUCAUCCAGCCCGGGGAGGACUUCUUGUGCCUGGAGGGAAAGGAGUUCAACAGGCGGAUCCGCAACGAGAAAGGCGAGAUAGAACAGGAGCGUCUGGACAAGGUGUGGCCCAAGCUGAGGGUCCUCGCCCGAUCGUCUCCCACCGACAAGCACACUCUGGUCAAAGGGAUCAUCGACAGCAGCACUGGCGAGCAGCGGCAGGUGGUGGCCGUGACCGGGGACGGCACCAACGAUGGGCCAGCCCUCAAAAAGGCAGAUGUGGGCUUUGCCAUGGGCAUUGCGGGGACUGAUGUGGCCAAGGAGGCCUCAGACAUCAUCCUGACCGAUGACAACUUCACCAGCAUCGUCAAGGCGGUCAUGUGGGGCCGGAACGUCUACGACAGCAUCUCCAAGUUCCUGCAGUUCCAGCUGACAGUCAACGUGGUGGCCGUGAUCGUGGCCUUCACGGGGGCCUGCAUUACUCAGGACUCUCCUCUCAAAGCUGUGCAGAUGUUGUGGGUGAAUUUGAUCAUGGACACAUUUGCCUCUCUGGCCCUGGCGACAGAGCCACCCACUGAGUCACUGCUGCUACGGAAACCAUACGGCCGGGACAAGCCCCUGAUCUCCCGCACCAUGAUGAAGAAUAUCCUGGGCCACGCGGUCUACCAGCUCACCAUCAUCUUCACGCUGCUGUUCGUUGGGGAGCUCUUCUUCGACAUCGACAGUGGGAGGAACGCACCCCUGCACUCUCCACCAUCAGAGCACUACACCAUCAUCUUCAACACCUUCGUCAUGAUGCAGCUUUUCAACGAGAUCAACGCCCGCAAGAUUCACGGCGAGCGAAACGUCUUCCACGGCAUCUUCAGCAACCCCAUCUUCUGUACCAUCGUCCUGGGCACCUUUGCAAUUCAGAUUGUCAUCGUCCAGUUCGGCGGAAAGCCCUUCAGCUGCUGCCCCCUGUCCACGGAGCAGUGGCUCUGGUGCCUGUUCGUUGGCGUUGGGGAGCUGGUCUGGGGACAGGUCAUCGCCACCAUCCCCACCAGCCAGCUCAAGUGCCUGAAGGAAGCAGGGCACGGGCCAGGAAAGGAUGAGAUGACCGAUGAAGAGCUGGCCGAGGGGGAGGAAGAGAUCGACCAUGCCGAGCGGGAGCUCCGCAGAGGCCAGAUCCUCUGGUUCCGGGGCCUCAAUCGGAUUCAGACGCAGAUGGAGGUAGUGAGUACCUUCAAGAGAAGCGGUUCAUUUCAGGGUGCUGUGCGCCGGCGGUCUUCAGUCCUCAGCCAGCUCCAUGACGUAACCAAUCUUUCUACCCCUACUCACAUCCGGGUGGUGAAAGCGUUCCGUAGCUCACUCUAUGAAGGCCUGGAGAAACCGGAAUCCAAGACCUCCAUUCAUAACUUCAUGGCGACGCCCGAGUUUCUGAUCAAUGACUACACCCACAACAUCCCACUCAUCGAUGACACGGACGUGGACGAGAACGAGGAGCGCCUGCGGGCCCCCCCGCCCCCGUCCCCCAACCAGAACAACAACGCCAUAGACAGCGGCAUCUACCUGACCACGCACGGCACCAAGUCAGCUACCUCGUCAGUGUUUUCUUCCAGACCUGGGAGCCCGCUCCACAGCGUGGAGACGUCCCUCUAGGGGACCCCGCUCUCAGCACGCGCACGCCACACGCACGCGCGCUCGGGCGGGAUGGCGCAGGCCUGCAAGGAGGAUGGUGCCCCGACGGCGCUUGCGGGAAGCCGAUCCAUCCAAGGCUUCCUACCCGGGACUGAAGACGAGGAGGGAGAAACUAGAGAGUGACAAGAGCUGUGUUUCCCUUUUUUCUAUCGAAGCAUUUUUUUUUUUUAACGGACACUACAACUCUGCCAGACGGGUCGCUGUCCGGGCUGUGUGGUGGGGCAGGGGCCCGUUCGCUGGGAGCUCGGCGGCACCCUAGGGAGAGCCCUGCAGGGCCUGGAAGGAUGCCCAGCCCGGACCACCCACCGCCGGGAGCCGCCUGCAGGUGUACCAGCGCCACCAAGCGCCCGUUCCCCGGGACACAUGUGCAGUCCGUAUGUGUGUGCGUGUGCAUAGAUAUGAGCGUGCGUAUAGACAUAUACGUACCUAUAUGACCAGAUGCAUAUUUAAAGAAUAAGGAGCUAUUUAUCAGCAUGAAUUUCCAUUCCUCUUAUCGGGUGUUUUCAUUUUGAAACCUCAUUAUUUAUUGUGGCAGGUUUUUUUUCAGGGAACUAGACUGCAAGAAUAUCUUUUUGGUGGCUUGCCCCCCCCCUCGCUGCCCCCCACUUUCCGCCCAGCCUCCGUUCCCCAUCCCAGCCCUUCCUCCCCGCACAGUUCCCGAGGAUGUUGCACUUUGAGACCCCUGCCUAUAGAGGAAAACAAAACAAAACAAAACCCUUGCAAUGGAAUUUUUUAUUUAAAAGGAAAAUACCAAAGUAUUGAUGAGAAAGAUCCCCUCCAGGGCCUGGAAAGGGGACUUUUGCUUUCGGUUUCAACUGGUUUCAACUCCAAGUCCUGGAUUCUGGCUGGUGGGCUUUCUUUGUCCGCACCCCUACGUCAACAGCAUGAAGCACCACCCCCUGCCUCGCUGACGCCUUGGGAGAACCCAGAAUUCCUGGAGCAGCCCCAGGAGAGCCAGGGCCAGAGGUGGGGGGUGGGGCAAGCAGCAAGAGUGAGGCAAAAAGCGGCAGAGGAAGAGGUACCAUCACAACCCAAGAGGAGCUGAUAUGACUGCAACCGAGAAGUUGUACCGAGGUGUCUGUCGAGUGGCUGGAGCAAGUUCUCGGUCAUCGCCCGCCAAAGCACUCUUCCGACCCGGAUCUUCUCCUUCAAGGACAACUGUGACCCACAAAGGCAGCCACCUACGGUGACGUGGGGGAAACAGAUGUGGCAGCGAAGCCCCUGGGAGCAACGGCACCUCGUCGCUGUCGCUGCGAUCACACCUGGCGCUCUCUCUCACGGGCGGGGAAGGCUGAGGAGGCCAGCCUCGCCAUGCCGGCUGAGCACCCCGUCUGCACGUGGGAGAGCUGGGCCUGGGCUCCCCAGACGGUUCCCUCGGGAGCCUCUCCUUGCAGUGUGGGCACGCCUCGUGCCAAGCCUCAGUUUCCCCGUGAACGUGCACUGACCAGAACAAGCAGAGGUCCCUUUACCUUCUGAGUUCACAUGUCUUGUGUUUUGCAGAGAGGCAGUUCGGGUGCAUGUGCCUACCACUUGAGCCUGGGGCUGAGCCACUGAGGGCCAGCCGCGAGCGGAGGGAGGCGGGAAGGAAUGGGAACCGCCGGUGUGGGUGGCCGGCAAGGCUGGCUCGCAGCACGCACCCUGUCCUAGGCCCACGGGCAGGGACUCGUCUCACCUCCACCCGCAUCCAUGAGCACCGAGGUCGCCAUUCCCACCGCUAACAGGAAUGGCGCGUCACCCCUGAGCGGGAGUAGUCAAAUCUCGGGCAAAGGAAUUUUGGUUAGAAAAGAAAAUCCCACUGAAAAUGCCAGCUACAGAUAACUUAAAGCCAUCCCUUUAUUCCAAAGGGCACAUUGAGAAUGUUACCCAUUUGUAAAUUGUUCCCUAAUGUCCUUGUUUAACCGACAAAAAAAGGGCAACUCAAUCUGUUGAGGGUCUGUGUGUUCUGAAACUAGAAAUAACAUUGGAAAUCUUUUCAUUCUC